Fusarium redolens is the source of this 2820-nucleotide messenger RNA. Its product is annotated as kinase-like domain-containing protein. Gene Ontology annotation, biological process: intracellular signal transduction; protein phosphorylation. Gene Ontology annotation, molecular function: protein serine/threonine kinase activity; ATP binding. Gene Ontology annotation, cellular component: nucleus; cytoplasm. Bases 412 to 2709 code for a protein of 765 amino acids. The transcript is spliced from 3 exons. The record is from RefSeq and is a predicted model, not a curated record. Lineage: Eukaryota; Fungi; Ascomycota; Sordariomycetes; Hypocreales; Nectriaceae.
CCUCCCAUUGUUCAGUUCCAUUCACUCAUCAAUCAUCAACUUCGUUACCUUUACCGCCGCCACAUCCCCUCAAUCCGAUUAACAGUGCUACUACUACCGCGAGUAAAUUGCUUCAGGGACCAACAUUGCUAUAUUGCUAUACAAUUGCACACGCUCGCUGCCACACACAUCCACUUUCAGGUCCCACGCUCAUUCGCCGUCGUUUUCCAAAAUCAACUUGUCCGAUCUGAAUGCUCCGGUAAAACGAUUUCUAGCUCUUUGAGAGAGCUUCUUGUUUUUGGAUCCGAUUAGGUAUAUUCACUUCGCUGUCGUCCAAUUCGGGGACCCUCCGAAUAACAUCGUACCCCCAGGACCCCAACUCAUUCGCGUGUCACACUGCACCCGAAAUAGAGUCCCUCGAUCACAACCGACAUGAUGACUGUUCAAAACGAUUUGACCCAUCGGGGUGUAUCUGGUCAACAGCUUGCCCUCGAGGAUCGAUUUGAAGUAUUGAAGGAGAUUGGCGAUGGAAGCUUUGGCAGUGUCGUUCUGGGUAGAGUUCGGACGGCCGGUGCCAAUGUUGCUCGCCGAGGUACAGUGGUCGCUAUCAAGACAAUGAAGAAGAGCUUCGAGUCGCUAGCACCAUGUUUGGAACUCCGCGAGGUCGUCUUCCUUCGCACCCUCCCUCAACAUCCUCACCUUGUUCCCGCUCUCGACAUCUUCUUGGACCCCUACACCAAGAAGCUGCAUAUCGCCAUGGAGUACAUGGAGGGCAACCUCUACCAACUGAUGAAGGCUCGCGACCACAAGUGUCUCGAUAACGCAAGCGUCAAGAGCAUUCUUUUCCAGAUCAUGCAAGGUCUCGAACACAUUCACUCUCACCACUUUUUCCACCGCGACAUCAAGCCCGAAAACAUUCUCGUCACUACUUCCGGCCACAAUGAAUCUGGCAACACCUUCCGCCGAUACUCAGCUCUCGUUACUCCUCCUUCAACACCACCCACAUACACCGUCAAGAUCGCCGAUUUCGGCCUUGCCCGAGAGACACACUCAAAGCUUCCCUACACUACCUACGUAUCAACAAGAUGGUAUCGAGCUCCCGAAGUUCUUCUACGAGCUGGAGAAUACUCCGCACCUGUCGAUAUUUGGGCUGUUGGUGCCAUGGCUGUUGAGAUCGCUACACUGAAGCCCUUGUUUCCUGGUGGAAACGAGGUUGAUCAAGUUUGGCGAGUUUGUGAAAUUAUGGGCAGCCCUGGUAAUUGGUACAACAAGUCCGGUAACCGCGUUGGUGGAGGAGAUUGGCGUGAGGGAACCAGACUCGCUGGCAAGCUUGGCUUCUCAUUUCCCAAGAUGGCUCCUCAUGCCAUGGACACCAUUCUGCAAACACCACAAUGGCCCACCGCCCUGAGCCAGUUCGUUACUUGGUGCUUAAUGUGGGAUCCCAAGAACCGCCCAACAUCAUCACAGGCUCUUGCUCACGAGUAUUUUGCCGAUGCCGUUGAUCCCAUGCGACCCAAGUCUUCUGCCUCUCGAAUUCUUGGACGCAAGCAGUCUGACCUCAGCCGAAGCAGCAAGGAGGCUGCUACUACUACACCCACCUCUGUGAAGCAAUCUUGGUUCCGCAAGUCUCUAAUCGGGCGUUCUGAGAGCACCGACCUGGCUACCAUGCAGGCCCAGACAAAGGAUUCCACUGCCCCUCGACCCGCACCUGUACAUGCUUCAUCGGCUGUUGAGGCAUCCACUGGAAAGGUUCGCCCGGCUGCCGGAAAGAGGACCACAUGGACGAAUGGCCCAUCGAACGUAGCGCCCAUGCCUAUUCUUCCCACUGCGCGACCGAUCUCGCCGAUCCCUGAUGCUGGGAAGACCAAGAAACUUGGCCGACAGCUCUCUGUCGCUUCAAGCACAAACAACUACACAGAAAUGCAUCGGCAACAGGCAGAAAGGGCACUCAAUGGGAAUUCUGGCCUCGCCUCCCCUCCGAGUGGACAGAAGGAGAGCUUCUUUUCACAUCUCCGAAAGCGUGCGCGGCGGUUCUCGGGACGACAUCAGACCCCCGUCUCACCCGCCUAUGACGACGACCUGGAGGCCCAGGUUGGAUGUGGCCCUUGGGCUAGCAACCGGUCGUCCAUGGUUAUUGACCAAUCGCAACAACAGGCUCCCAUUCCUAAAUCCGAGGUCUACGAAUCCCUGGACAAGGCCCUCCGAGAUGUUCAGAACAACCUCGAUUCGCGACCUCCCGUUCCGCCCAGUCACCAGAUCUCGCCUACCAGCACCCUCAAGCGACAUCACUCGCUUCCUCAACACCAAGCCCGGUCAGUAGAUAACUUGAUCGGUGCUGCUCGCGGUGGGCCCGUCUCCAGUCGAACAAGGAGAGCCCAAGCGACACAUGGCGUGCACCAAUAUGAGGCUCCUGAUGAGGAAGACGAGCUUCUGGAUGAGGCUUUGACUUCAACUCAAAGGGCCAUCAAACGCAUGGAGCAGAACCAGAAUAAGCCUCUGCGUCAAUCGGCUAGCAACAUUGGGUUGAUGAACCCAUACCCUACACCCUCGCCCUCAGCCAACGGUAACCAGGUCCUGUUUGCUGAUGGUCACGAGGCUGUUACUCCCAAGCCACUGGAUCUCAACAAGAAGACUGAUAACCAGUACAAGUGGCCCACGCCGCCAUAUGAAGAGAGCGAAUGGGCAGCAUCGGCAGCCGCUAGCAUCUGGGCUGCUGGCAGUCGCUUCUAAGUUUCUUAUCUUGACAUAGUGUUACGAUUACAUCCAGUGGCGUGGAAAAAGUUAUUGAUAUCGACUCGCAUGGUCAUGGUGUUUGGGUGUUUGGGUUGAGAUAUGCAACCC